Octopus bimaculoides (California two-spot octopus) is the source of this 345-nucleotide messenger RNA. RefSeq lists its product as uncharacterized. Lineage: Eukaryota; Metazoa; Mollusca; Cephalopoda; Octopoda; Octopodidae. The record is from RefSeq and is a predicted model, not a curated record.
AUGGUCGCAGAUUUGUCUAAGCUUACGUAUGAGAAACGUCUCCAACGGCUGGCACUACCUUCACUCGAACGACGGAGGAUGCAAGGAGAUCUCAUCCUGGCUUGCAACAUCUUCAACGGGAAUUUAAACCUACAAUUUGCGGAGUUUUCAUCCCUGCACCAGAUAGGGGGUCUUCGUGGGUAUAAUCGCAACCUCUAUCCCCGAAACUUUCGACUCAACUGGCGGAAGACCGCAUUCUCCGUCCGUAUCGCAGCCCCGUGGAACAAGCUACCACAAGAUGUCAUUCAACAGCCCACCACUCCCCUGUUCAAAGAGGCUCUGGACAACUGUGGCGACUAUGUAUAA